GUCCUUACAAACAGACACUUGGCGCGCGAUUUGUGAACGAGCACCCUGCAGAGUCUGUUUUUGAGGCCUGUGUUUUUAACGUUUUCUCGCGUGUCUCUUUUAAUUAUUAUGAGAGGAGCCCUUUAGGCUUUUAAAUAAAUUUCGUCUAUAUCGUAACGCAACAUUUCUCACCGGGAAUAUGGCAGAAUGGAAGACGCAUGUAUCUUGCAAUUACGCCGCUUCGUACCAUGGCUACAAUCUGGUGUAUCAGCCGGUGCCUGAGCAGGGCCAUGAAAACCUCAAUGGCUGGGACGACAACGGAGGAGCCAUGGACCUGAACAACUACAACUGCGGCGCGACGCAGCCUCUUGGUACCGCCGGGACCUCCGCCACCGUCGUCAGCGGACAAGAGUCCUCAUCAAGCAGCCCUGAUACAAAUCCUGUGACCGGGAAUUGUUAUGAGGGUACCGGUGCCAUCCAGACAAGCUACCCGAACCUGGCCGGGCCUUCGCAGGAGGCCUGUGGAGUGAAGCAACCCAGGAGUGAUUCAAUCAGCGACGCUGAGACGCACACCUCACCUGAUUCUUGGAGCUCUAUCAGUAGCCGCGAAGGAAAUCUUCCUCGUCUCGUGGAGGAUUCCCAGAGCCUGAUCACACAAGGGAACCAAGCCAGCAAUAACCAGAUUCCUUCACAGGUACCCCUUCCUGCCCCGAAUAUGCCUGGCACCAGUACUGCAGCUAACCCUAAAGUCAAGGUCCGGGCAACCUUCUCAGAGAGUCAGAUGAAUAUUCUCGUCCAGCGCUUCCUCGUUCAGAAGUACUUCACUCCAGCUGAGAUGAAGAAUCUGGCAGAAAGAACUGGAAUGACUUAUAGACAGGUGAAGACCUGGUUUCAGAACCGAAGAAUGAAGUUCAGGAGGAAUAAGAAAGAUGACAGCUGGGAGUUGGAGCGUUAUACUGCCCAAAGGGACAGUUCGGUUCACACACCUGCCUUCUCCAACAUGGCCUCACACUUCCCACCUUAUCAAGGAGAUGGCCACCCCCAGUUCAGGGAGCAGUACAACCAGCCAAUGAUGGGGACAUCUUUCCAGAACACUCCACAGAAUCUGGUGUACUACUGUGCUACUGUGUGUGCCACAGCUGGAUCUUCUGGCUAUCAACCUCGGCCCGCUAAUGCAUCACAGGCCACUGUGCCAAACCAGCACCAUGCGGCUGGGUGGUCCGUGCCGCAAGGAGGUAGUCCCUUUGAUUACAACCCUAAUGCAUUCAAUAAUUAUAUGCAUGCUGCAAGCUUUGAAACAAAGGGUAAGGAAAACACAGCUGUAGCUCAUGAUGGAAACCAGUAGCUGGUGGUUUAUUUGAAUACCUUGAGGAUUUUUAUCCUACUGUUGAGUAAUUUCCAAAUGUUGUUUUCAAGCUGUGUACAUGUGCAUGGUUUUGUUGGAAUACUAUUUUUCUUUUUCAACAUUUUGUGUGGUGUUUUUAUUUUUAUAUAAAACGAUGUAAUGCCUUUUUCUGUCAUACCAGUUGUGUCCAGUUUGAAUCCACUUUGUUUGAGCCAAAUUUUCACUGUGAUGCGAAGUAAGUAACUUGACAAACAGUUAUUCAAAUUCUUUCAAUAAAUACGGUUUGGAUUAACAAGCUGAAGUGUUGUUAGCUAGUGGUGAAUAUUGCUAUUGUGCCAAGGCGUUGGCAUUCACAUUCACUCAGCUUUGAAAUUUUUCUUUUUUUUUUGACUAGUUAUGCAUAUACCCUUUCUGUAUCACACUUUUUCCUUCCACUUAACUUUCCAGUACUACUAUAUAGGAGGGCUGCAUAAUAUUAGACAUUUUUUUUAUGUAUGUGUAUUUUAUUUUGUGUGACUUAGCAUUUGGGCAAUUUAAUUUGUAUCUGUAAGCAUCUGGCCACGAGACUCCAGAACCAAUUGGCUAAAUACUGCAUCUGUAUGUAAAUGCAAGUUCAUAACACGGUAAUAAUUGUUGCCAAAUAAAUUCAAACAGUCCUUUGCUGUACUGUACUAAAUUUAGGUGCUCAGUGCAUAAUUUGCCGAAUCUUUUCCCAUGUCCAGCUGUGUAACAGUAUUUAAUCGCAUUUUCUAAUUUUGUUUUUUUUUAAAUGAUGCAUUUUAUGUCGCAGUCCUGUCCAAACAUUCACCUAAUAACAACAAUGUUGUGAUGUUGCUGUAAAGUCAGGAAAAUAAAGGUCUGCAUGAAAACGA
This is a messenger RNA of Girardinichthys multiradiatus, 2196 nucleotides long. RefSeq names its product nanog homeobox (gene nanog). The transcript is spliced from 4 exons. Bases 179 to 1324 code for a protein of 381 amino acids. The record is from RefSeq and is a predicted model, not a curated record. NCBI's taxonomy places the organism in Eukaryota, Metazoa, Chordata, Actinopteri, Cyprinodontiformes, Goodeidae. Gene Ontology annotation, molecular function: DNA-binding transcription factor activity, RNA polymerase II-specific; RNA polymerase II cis-regulatory region sequence-specific DNA binding. Gene Ontology annotation, biological process: regulation of transcription by RNA polymerase II.